This is a messenger RNA of Fundulus heteroclitus (mummichog), 3069 nucleotides long. RefSeq names its product hydroxycarboxylic acid receptor 2. Gene Ontology annotation, biological process: G protein-coupled receptor signaling pathway. Gene Ontology annotation, molecular function: G protein-coupled receptor activity. Gene Ontology annotation, cellular component: membrane. The record is from RefSeq and is a predicted model, not a curated record. Bases 129 to 1148 code for a protein of 339 amino acids. Lineage: Eukaryota; Metazoa; Chordata; Actinopteri; Cyprinodontiformes; Fundulidae. The transcript has 3 exons.
CUGUUGAAUUCAUCGGACAAGAGAGAGAGAGAAGGAAAUCUGUGCCUGCGGAGAGAAGAUUCACAGCCCGGGGCAGGGUGAAAACGAAGAAUUCUGCCUGAGCUUCUUCACUGUGGUGGAAACAAGAAAUGGCUGAUAGUAAUGAAAAUGAUACCUGUAAGACACCAAAUAAUACGUCCACAUAUGAAGUCCUCUCCUGGGUGAUGGCUGGAGAAUUCACUCUGGGACUACCUCUUAAUCUCUCAGUGCUCUACGUCCUCGUUUUCAGGUUCAAAUUCUGGAAGAACAACUGCGUGUUCCUCUUCAACAUUGUGCUCGCUGACUUUUUGCUGGUGGCCUGUCUUCCUGUCAAGAUUCAUCAUUAUCAGAACAACCUGAGGCGCAGUGAGGAUCCCACAGUUUGUGUCUUGAUGCUCUUCAUGCUGUUUCUCAAUCGAGGAGCCAGCAUCGUCUUCCUUAUCACCUUGUCUCUGGACCGCUACUUCAGCGUGGUCCAUCUCGGGAAGAAAAACUGUGUGAAGGUGUUUAAGAAGUCUCCACUGAUCUCUGUGAUUAUAUGGGUGUCCUUACUGCCGUUCACCAUCCCCACGAUGUUAAGCACCUUUGAAUGCUGCAACAGCUGGGGCCGAGUUGUGACCCAUAUAUCUGAAAUGUUGACGGACACCUUCAGAGAGAUCGUCUUCUUCUCUCAAAUCAUCAUCCCCUACAUCAUCCUCAUUUACUGCACCGCUCGCAUCGUCAGCCGACUGCAGAUGAAGACGAUCGGGGAGAAGGCCAAGCUGAGGAGAGCUGUGUUUGCCGUUGUGUCUGUGGUCGUAGUCUUCUCCAUCUGCUUCCUGCCGUGCACAAUAGCCCGGGCGGCUCUGCUGAUUGUGCGGGUGAAAAGAGGAGAAGGAGAAGGAGAGAAAGAAGACAUAGCUACCCAGGUGUACGACGCCCUCAUGGUUUUGUCCUACGCCGACUGCUUGCUGGACCCACUGGUUUACUGCUUCUGCAACUCAGGGUUUAAAGUUGCUUACAUCUCCACUUUCUGCCCGCCGUUUCUCAGAAAGAAACUGCUGGAGUCCGUCUCUGGCCCGUCAACUGCUACAGCUACAACUCUAACCUCAGGAGCUAAAAGUGUUUCUUUACAAAUCCUGGAUAAAUGAUUAUUAAUCAACCUUUCUUAUGCAUCACGGAUUAUAUAUAUGCAGUAUGUCACAAAGACUUGGCAACCGCUGUUCCACCCAUGCAGGUGUUUUCUAAAGAGCAAAGCUUUACACAUAAGGCAACAGAUACUGAUCAUGACCCACAGAUGACCAGAUGGAUCCUCAAUGAAAAUUGUUUCACGUUUAAAGCAACUUUUGACCACUAGGGGAGCUAGCGUCCCUGAAGGGCCCUGGCGUCUCCCUCUGUGUUGAACAGACUGAUGAGGUCAUUGAGUUACUCGUAAAGACAAGGCCACGUUCACCCCUCUAGAUGAUAUCCUACAUCAGAGGAAAAAAAAUGUCUGAUCAGGAAAGUGUCAUAUCUGUUUUGUUGCGUAACAACUGUCAAAAUUCUGUGUUCUAGUUAUUUGUGUAUCUAUUUCUGUCCCAUUUGUGGCUCGCUUUUUAUUAGAUUUUUCUUUAGUAAUCUACUUUAUUUGGUUAUAAAAUCAUGAAAUAUUGCAAUAACAUGUUUGCAAAAAUUUUUUUCAUAAAAAUAAGCUUUGUUACUUGUACAUAGGCUGAAUGUGUGACAGCGAAGUAGCAUCAGUUUGUGAAUCAAUGUUACUGCUUUGUUCGAUAAUCUCAAACUCUGCAGUAACAUUAUAUCAACACUUUAUUACCUUUAGAUUUAGAUCUAACAUAUUACAUUAUAUAAUUAGAUAUUCUGUGUACAACAGGCAAAAAAGAUAAUUUACCUGUGUGAUCAUAAUGAUGCAAAAAGAAAAUGGGUCUUCAAACUCCAACGAGCAAACUCCGUUGCAGAGUCCACUCUUGUUUUUCCUCUGAAGUGAUCCCUGUCUUGCUUUCUUUUCUUGACCACCUCAUAUAUAGUUUUCAUCUUUUUACUUCCCUUGGCCAUGAAAAACUUUGACUUGAAGAUAAGAAAUGUAGAAGCACGGUAAGGUUAGCUCUAGUGUCUAGUGGCUUAGACCGCCGUAAGCGUCCUCUAGGUCACAUGACCCAACGGCGUUCUGGGUCACGUGACGCAAUGGGCAACGGAUCAGACCCUCCCAAAUUACAUAGGCGAGUGCUUGAGAAGGGAAAUAAUUUAAUAUAUCUGAAAUAAAAGCUAUUACAUUUGCUAAAAGUUACGUAGUGUUGCUUUAAGUUGGAGAAAACCAACCUUUGGGUAUCAGAAAGAUAAAUUGCAGAAACGCAAUUUAUAGUUUUCUGAAAGUAUGUUAAUUUCAGGAGAUAAUGUGUGAGUCUUUGACAGUAAACUGUACGUCCCAACCUUUCAGUUUUAGGAAAAUAACCUUUAAUGUUCCGAUAUCGAACCUUUGCGUUCCAGAAAAGCAACCUUUCUGUUUCAGAAAGGCAACGUGUACGUUCCAGGAACAUCCUAUAAGCUUCAGAAAAGUGACCUGUAUGUUUGAGGAUGGGAAACUGUAGGUUCCAGUAAAGUUUCAAAAAUGUAGCUUGUUGGUUUCAGGCAAGUAAAUUCAAGUUCAAGGAAAAUAACCUGUGAGCUCCUGGAUAGUAACCUUCUAGUUACAGAUAAAUUACCUGUAAGUUCCAGAAGAGUAACAUUUAGUUAGUUCCAGGAAUGUAACCUGCAAGUUUCAGGUAACUUAAAUAAACUGUGAAUUUUAGAAAAGCAACCUGCAUGGAGCAGGAAGCUAAACUGAAAUAGUGUAACUAUUGGUAACAAUUCAAGAAAUAAACCAGUUGGUUUCAGUAAAAUAACCUGUACAAAUUUUAAGUUUUAAGGAAUGUAUUUUUUGUAACAUUUUAAUCCAGGUUAAUGUUUUUUUUAACCUGGAUAGGCAAUUUUCUGAAAAUGCCUCUGCAAUUUUUCCACUGGAAGUUUUGCGUUACCUCAUGUGUUACCCUACUGCUGCAAAGGAAGAUACAGUCCUGUGAAGAUGUUUGUGCCAGU